This is a messenger RNA of Ixodes scapularis (black-legged tick), 3822 nucleotides long. RefSeq lists its product as uncharacterized. Gene Ontology annotation, biological process: sleep; positive regulation of voltage-gated potassium channel activity; regulation of synaptic transmission, cholinergic. The record is from RefSeq and is a predicted model, not a curated record. Lineage: Eukaryota; Metazoa; Arthropoda; Arachnida; Ixodida; Ixodidae.
CAGGCCUAGAUCGGAAGCCGAUUCUCCAGAAGCCACAAAUUGACGGGCUGUCGCCUCAAUAAAGACAGAGCGACUCCGAAACCACCGCGGCGUCGACGCCACAUCACUCCAUCACCGCUUCCCAACAGCGAUCACCCUCGGGGAACAAUGGGUUGCCCAGCAGCUGCGGCGGCGGCGCUGUGGUUGUGCGUCGUCCUGAUCGCCGUGACGAGGGGAGAGGCUGUGCGCUGCUUCGUCUGCAGCUGGUCGCCCAGGGACCAGGCCAACCGGUCGGAUCACUGCACCCACGCCAACUUCGAUCCGGAGAAGAACUUUGCCCAUGACUGCGAACACGGCUGCGAGUUCUACUCGCAGAAUGACCUCAACGGUGACUUCGAGCACGUCAGGCGAAACUGCGCGCCGUCGGAUCCACCCCACAAGGGCUGCCUGAGCGAAUCCAGUCGUGCCUGGACCACGGUGCGCUGCAUCUGCAACUCUGACUACUGUAACGCGGCCUCCAAGCCCACGUCCAUCUCGCUGGUGGUGCUCUGGACGACCCUGACCUUAACUCUGGCGGCUGUCAUCCGUCCACAUCUCCCGACCUGAGUCAGCACGUCUGCCGACCUGAGUCAGCACGUUGGCGACGCAAUCGCCAGCCAUGCUUACCGCUGAUCGCACAGCAAACAAAGCGUUGUACUCAGCAGCGCCCGAGCUCACCGCGUCACACCGCAGCACCGUUCCAGGACGUGUCCCACCUGGACGCCAUGCAAGAACUGUUCCCGCUAUGUUUCUCGCCGCCGUCAUUUUAUCGUCAGUCCUUCUCUAUCGUUGUUGUUGCUGUUAACGAUGAUGAUGAUGAUGUCAAAUAAGGGAGGGGGCCUCGGUUUUUUUUUAGGCUCGCCGCGAUUGGACAAACAGUUGGCCAACUCUUUUCGCAUAUUAGACAAACGCAUUUCUAUAGCUACUGACAGUCAUAGGCUUUAAUGGUUGUGUUAACGGAUCCCAAGUUCGUCACCGGUUUGCCAGACAGUAGCAUCACAGUGGACUCAACUAGAAGUCUUCAUCAUGUAUGUGCUAAAAGAAUUGGCCUACGUUUCACCAAGUGGGGCUCUGUCGUUAGCCAAAAAGCCCAUCGGUUGUCCGCGAACAUGCUAGGAGCAUUCGGUUGUUCAUUUCAGACUGUGCGUUCUGCGUUCAGAGGCAUUGGCGGGUUGGCCGCAUAGUGACACUCUGUUUGCGUCUUGUAAACUGGACGCGAACAAAUACACUUUGUUUGACUCGUGUUUGCGGACAAAAGUUGGUCAAUCGUUGGCACAGUAUGGGCGCGCUCUGUUUUUUAUGUCAUUUUUUAUUGUUCUGUGGUUGUUUCGUGAACUUUCAUGCUUAUUUAUAUGUUUCCUUUAGUUCGUGUCUGCGUUGAUGUCGUGGCGUUUAAAUGACUCCUUGGAACCUCAACAUGAAGCACAGGGAAGGCUGCGAACUUGCUUAAGAAUUAGUAAGUUUUGUGCCUAAGCUCGAGCACAACAUAUUUCUUUAGCCUGACAGUACCUAUUUGCAAGCAUCAGUUUCAGUCAAAAUAAGUGUUCUAUGAUAAACUACGAACUGAAAUAUGAGGUUGUUGAAUUCAAGCCAAUUAGUUGUCUCCAAUCCUUUACUGCGUUCAUUAGGCAAAAUCGAAAGCACAGAUCUUCGUUAUUUUAACGCUUCUUAGCUUGUUAGCCUCACCAUUCAUCAACGUGUGCAAUUGCAUAGGUUAAUGGGCAUUUUCUAUCAUUGUAUAGAAUAGAUGACCUUACACAGCAAGCUGUAACUGCGUCUGAACAGAAGGUCUCGAAUCAUAACCAGUCCUCGGGCUUACCACGGCCCGAAAUAGUGCCUUGACGGCUGCAAAGAUCCUCAGAGUUUACGCGGAGUCAAAGUCUAGCCCUACAUCGAAGUUGGACCGUCUUGGAUUUAAGGAGAUGGCCGGAGAAUAUAUGCUCGCCAAUCCCCCCAACCGGGGGGGGAGGGGGGGGGGGAGGGCUUUCAAGCACGUUUUAAAGGAAUAGCCUACAAAGAAGCGUGUUAGAUAAGCCAUGCACCUGUUGUCACCGAUGAUAAUUUACUAUACGAAAAGAAGUAUACCAUACCACUAUACCUCGGACGCAGUGUAAAACUGAGCAACACAUUUAGUUCUGAAUACCUUCCACGGAUAUAUGUUAUAUAUCUAGCUUGCAUACUUAUUGGGAUUAACAGCUGACUGUUCAAAUCGUCAUCUCACCCUGUGUGCCACAAACCCUUCGUUCUACUGCGGGGCCGCGAAACCCAAUGGCAUAUUUAGGUAGGAAUCAAAUCAAUGUUCCAUUGAGACUUUAUGGUUCUUAGAUUGAAACGUUUAGCGGUCGGGAGCCGAAGAAUACAGAGUCUAUUUUUAAAAGCGACAAGAGAACAAACUGUUUUCCAAAUGUUAUAUUUUGUCGAAGUUCGUUUUGUGAGAUACGUGGGCAAGAAAUAUCUGAACUAUCUUUCGGACAAAACGACUCUGUGCGGUGCCAAGCGAGCCAUAUAUCACCUGAAAAUUGAGUUCUCGAUUGCGUAAAGACAUUUUCAGUUUUUACUGUGUACUCUCUAAACGCCAUCACCUAUUGAGUAAAUCCCAUCGACGCGUCGUAUUGUCGUCUUACUGUUUUAGAGGCAGGUUAGUCACAGUGACGCAUUCAACAACACGUUUAUCGCCUCUUAAAUACUGCGAAAGUCAACACUGCCUUUAGCAUAUAUUGAUAUUCCGAAUUCCACCAGAAGCAACCAAUGUACAUAGAACCUUAUGAGUUGUAUAUUGCGAUAUAAAUACGAAAUAUUUAGGUGCACCUUAACAAUGUUGUUCUUAGGCGACGCAUGCAGCGUGUUCAUUCAAAGUACUCAAGUUUCUUUAAUCUUAUGAGGUAUACCUCCAGCGCUAUAAUAGAAUCUACGUGCCACAGCCGGAAACAAAGCCAAUCCACUCAUCAACUCGUGAUUUUGGUGUUAAUUUAAAAUUCGAGAGUGCGUAAUCGCAUUAGGGGGAAGAGUUUACAAAGCGCCAGGCAUGACUUCAUCGGCGUGAUGAAUGAAGGAUUAAAUACUGCUGAACCCUUUGAAUUGCGCGGUUGCUAGCUCCACCUGUUUAGUGUGCAAGGUAGAUAUAGUACCCCUGGUGGCGUGACCCGAAUAUCUCCGCCAUGCAUGUAGGUGUACUUUAGAUCCGUAUUCGGAUAAACUUGUGGAGUAAGUCCAUAGGGCCAAUUCCUGCAAUCUGGCAAGCAUUUAUGCACAUCACAACGCUGUGCGCCUUCCCAAAGGUCUAAGGCGUUCAAACAGGCCAAUCAGGGCUACCGAAUUACCCUAUGGGCUUAGUCCACAAGCUUUUCCGAAGACGCGUCCGGGUUGUCUCCACCAGCCUCUGAAGAGGUAUUUCUAAUAAACCAAUUUGUCUCGGAACAACCUUUCAUCGAUGCAAUGACCGCGUUAGAAUAAGUAGCGUAGUAUGCGGCUAGCUCAGCGAGGAAGCAAUCACUGGCGGGUGUGUAAUUUGAUACACGCAGUCGAUAACUGUGGCGCCCCCACCUGGAAUCUCCGGUUACCCACAAUUUGAGUCCUCAGUUCCACGAAUUGGGGCGGUUUAAAGGCCCGCAUAAUGCAGGCGCAUCUCUAAAACAAAUUUAUUUAAAGCCUGUAGGUGUUCAUUGUUCCUGAAAAGAGUGCUCCUGUAGCCUAAUGUACAUAGUGUCCUAUACGUACCGGCGGUGUUUGUCUCGGCCGUUCACCCCACGCCAGUGUACAAUAAAAAGCCCCGUAUUUUACCUCGGCUGCCGCCGAUCAAGACGU